GGAGAGGAGGCUUGACAGCUCAUUAGAAUGUGAGCCCUCCUCCUUUUUUUUUUUUUUUUUUUCCUUCUUUCCCUUUUUUUUUUUUUUUUCCUCCUUUUCUUGAAGUUGAUGGAAACUCACUCGGGAAAGGAGCCCUUGAAGCAGAAGCCGGGGAGGGUUUUGCCAGUGUGGAAAGGAGCAGCCAGAGGAGUCAGAGCCUCGGAGGGACCUGGAAUUCUGCCUGGAGCCAGGGGAGAGGAGGAUCGGGAUGCAAAAUCCACGAGGUUCUGCACCCUGACAGCCGCAGCUUCGGGAUUUGCUGCUCAUCCUUAGGGAAAAGCGAGGACAAAGCUGAAGAGGAAGGAAAAAACUUGGGAAAACUUCACCUGCUCCUCAUGCACUUCGGGCCACCCUCAGAGGUUUUGCUUCCCCCUGCUUGAACUUUUGGGAUGUGAGGGAUUUGUUUUCUCCUUACAAGGCUGAGCUGGGAUGCUCCCAAUUCCUUGGAUUACAAUUCCCCAGCAUCCCGAAAGGGAAGGAUGAGGACUUGUCCCUGAAGCAGCAUCAUUCCAGAGGGAAUGGAUGGGAUGAAUUCCAGCCUGCUCUGAAGGGGAAAUCUCCCGGUGAAGAGGGAGCAGCAGAGCCCGCGAUGAGCUGGGGCUGGCAGCCCUGCCCUGAGCACUUCUCCAGCUUUUAGGGCUGAGUGCCUUUAAAACCGGGUUUAAACCCGAUUUUGGGGGGGCACAGGGGGCAGAGUAAAACCAGUUUCAAGCUCGAUUUAGGGGGGCAGAGUAAAACCCGUCUCCAGCCCGAUUUGGGGGGCAGAGGGGGCAGUGUAAAACCAGUUUUAAGCCCGAUUUAGGGGGGCAGAGCAGCCCUUCAAGGUGGGUGGCAGGACUUUGCAGGGCCUCUCGUAUUUAUGUAAAGCUUCCAGAGGCUGCAUGGACUUACCUCCUUCUCCGAGGGGAUCCAGGAUUCCAAACAACUUCAUCUCCACCUUUUCCAUGGCUCCUGCUUGAGCAGAGCCCCCUGAGCCACCAGCACAUCCCAGAGGAGCUGCUCGGAUCCUGACCUAGUUAAUUUUGAUUUUUUUUUUGGAGACAAAUCUGGGUUUUUUUCUUGAUGCUGGAGGAUUUUUGUGCCUGGCUGCUUGGAUCCUUCUGAGCUGGUUAAUUUUGAUUUCUUUUUUUUUUUUUUUUUUUUUUUUUUUUGGAGACCAAUCUGAUUUUCUUCUUGGUGCUGGAGGAUUUUUGUGGCUGGCCCCUCCCUUCCCAAAAUGAAGGGGUGCACCUGGCUGCUGGUGGCCACCCUGCUCUGUCAGCAGCUCUGUCCCUGCAGGGUCACAGCGGCCAGGAGGGACAGGAAGGGCAGGAAAGAGCCCAAGCAGCACCCAGAGCCCUUCAACGCCACCCUGUCCAACAGCGAGGAGCUGCACGGGCAUCCCAAGCUCCUGGAGUCUCCAGACCCCCGGAUCACAGACCCCAGGAGGACCUGGAUCUCCUUCGUGCACCGCCCGGACGAUGGAAACACCUCCAAGAGGAGAUGCAAAGGGAAAGACAAGAAAUUGCGAGGCCUGGUUGGGCCCCCAGGACCUCCUGGGCCUCAGGGACCUCCAGGAGCCCCUGGGGCUGAAGUCACCAGGGAAGUCCUUCUGCAGGAGUUCAAAGAGAUUUUAAAAGAAGCCAUCGAGCGCCGAGCGUCCCUGGCCAUUUCGGCCCAUCCCAGCCAGCUGCCCCCGCUGCUGCUGUCCCUGGAGGAACUUCCAUCCCACAGGCGUGUGGAGGAGGCUUUCCACUGCAAGCUCAAAGGCCAGGUCGUGGUGGACAAGAAGACCUUGGUGGAACUCCAGAACUUCCAGUCGCCCCUGGCCAAGGGCGCGUUCCUGCGGGGCACAGGACUGAACCUGGCCACCGGCCGCUUCACCGCCCCCGUGGGCGGCAUCUACCAGUUCUCAGCCAACGUCCACAUCGACCACAGUGAGCUGAAGAGCAAAGUCCAGCUGCGAGCCAGGGACAACGUCCGAGUGUUGAUCUGCAUCGAGUCCCUGUGUCACAGAUACACGUCCUUGGAAGUCAUUGCUGGGCUGGAAAGCAACAGCAAGAUCUUCACUAUUUAUGUCCAUGGUUUGCUGCAGCUGCAGGCUGGGCAAUACACCUCCAUCUUCGUGGACAACAGUGCUGGGGCUCCCAUCACCAUCCAGAACGGAUCUGAUUUCAUGGGAAUGCUGAUGGGAGCGUAGCAGGAAGCCUGGGAAUGCCAGCCCUGCUUUUGGGACUGAAGCAAACCCCACUCUGAUCUUGAAACUGCUCCCUGUACCUGCAGCAAUUUGAAACCAGCCAAAAUCCUUUCACAGCUCCUCCAGCUUUGCUUCCAGAGGCUGCUGCUGCUUCUCAAGGUCCUCACCAGCUCAAUUCCUCAUCAGAAUUAUUCUUUUUAUCCUCCUGAAAGAAACGUUUCCUAUUUAAUUUGUGCUUCACCAGAUGCUCACGGAGCAGCACACUGAGAUUUGGGGUUUGUUACGUUGUAUUUUUAUUAUUUCACCAUAGCACUUGUAACCAGCACGGGUUUUUUGGGGAUUGGUUGGGGGGUGCUUGGGUUUGGAAAUGAAGGAUUGAGAUGGGAAAGAACAGAAAUAACGCAGUGACUCUGUUCUGUGUGGUGGGGAGGAAGGGGACAGGGAUUUUCCAGCAGAACUGCUUUUUCCAUCGAAUUAUAAAUGGUUUAGAUCUUCUCCCAGGGUCAGAAUUGGAUACAUUUGACCAGGAAUAUGUUGAAUUCUCACACAAUCCAAGGAAUCCACGGUCUGAACUCUUUAAUUGUGGUUCUUUACAUCAAAAUAUUUCCUUGAGGAUCCAAAUCCUUCCCUGCCAGUGCUUUGGGAUGGGGAAAAGGGAAAGCCAAGGGGAGCACAAACCCCUCACUGCGUUCUUACGAUUUAAUAAGAUAAAACCACGGAUUUGGGCACAAAAUCUGCAUCUUCAGAGUCCCUGGUGAGUGUGUCAGGUGUAGCCCACCGAUUGCCCAAAUCCAGUGGGAAUGGGAGCCUUGGAUCAGGCUCAGACCUGUUUGGUCACUGCAGGGAAUUAAGGAAAGAAAGCACAGGGCAGGGGUCACUCCCAGCAGCUUUUCCAGGUCUGCCUGCAAAAAACCUGGAGCCUCAAAGUGCUCCCAAAAAAAUCCAGGGAAUCUUUUCUGGAUUUCUGAGUGCAAAAGUAAAGGUGUGAGACUGAGCUUGGCCCACAGCUCCAGGCCAUCACCUCAUUUUAAGUAGAAACAGGAUGACAUUUCAUGGGAUUUGUUAUCCAAGACCUGAAAAAAUCCUUGGGAUUAAACCCCCUCCUCAUUUAAUGCCCCUCUGCAGCUUUUCCCUCCCCUCAGACUCCUGGGCUCUGAGGAUUCACCUGAGCUGAGGAAAUUCUUAUGGAAAAGCCUCAUAAAUAGAGGGGGACGAGGCCCAAAAUGGAGUCCAGCUCUGCCUGGAGCCUCAAAGUGCUGCCAAAAAAAUCCAGGGAAUUUCUUCUGGACUUUUGGGUGCAAAUAAGGCUGUGAGACCAAGCUUGGCCCACAGCUCCAGGCCAUCCUCUUGUUUUAAGUAAAAGGGGGAUGACAUUCCAUGGUGGAAAAAUCCUUGGGAUUAAACCUCCCUCAUUUAAUGCCCCUCUGCAGCUUUUCCCUCCCCUCAGACUCCUGGGCUCUGAGGAUUCACCUGAGCUGAGGAAAUUCUUGUGGAAAAGCCUCAUAAAUAGAGGGGGACGAGGCCCAAAACAGAGCCCAGCUCCUUGUCCUUGGAAGUUAUCCCUUAAAAUGCUGCCAUUUUUGAUCAGCUGCAGCAUCUUUGUGCAAUGAAGGGCCAGAAAAUGUCAUUUAUUGCUGGGUUUGUUGCAGAGGAGGAUCAAUCUGUGAGGUUUUACAAGCUCCAGGUGAUGCUGCAAAGAGAUAUUCCAGGAGCUGUGGAAGAACCUGCUGGAAAACAGGUUUUAAACUGGUUUUAAUCUCCAUUAUUAAUACCUUGAGCCAGAUCUUUGAGGGUAUAAAAGGAUAUUUUUUUUGUCUUUGUGAAGAAUAAAUUAAAUUGGGACCUGCUGGAAGAAGAAAAGGGCACGGGGAGGGAUCAAUUUGUGCUGUUGCAGGUAAAAAGUGAAUUUAAGGCCAUGUUGGAUGGAGCUUGGAGCAACCUGGGAUAGGGAAGGUGUCCCUGCCCAUGGAUUUAGGGUCCCUUUGAGCACAAACCAUUCCAUGAUUCCACGAAUUCCACUUCCCAGCCAGUGGAAUGUGCUUGUUCUGUCUAAAACACAGCAUUUACCCAUGUUUAUAAAUUCCUCCCUGCCCCACCAUAAUGCCAGAAUUCCCUUUUUGCAGCACAUUUUGGGGGAGAAAUUCCUUUUAAGCACAAACUGGGACCGGGGGGAAUGCACAGCUCUGGAAAAGCAGAGCAAGGAGCCACGAUGGUCAUUUUUGGAGCUUCAAAAAGCUGAUAACACAUGAAAUAUCACUAAAUAUCACCAAACAUCACCAACCCCUGUCAAUAAAAUGAGAUAUAAAUGAGAUAUUUCCCCUGGGUUUGAUGGAGUGAGUGCAGGCAGGGCACGGGGCCCACAUCCCAUGUUGUCUCCCUGCCCUGUGCUCUGUUCUUUGGGAAUAUUUGGAAUAAAUUUGGCCUGUUCCAGCAGCAGAAUCCCGGAGUUGUGACAUCCAGCACGUGCUGUUCCACCCCGAGGCUUAACUCGGAGCUAAAAUAUUUAUUUUGUAUAGAACUAAAAAAACCUUUCUCAGACUUUGCUUUGGGAGUCGUGGCUUUUAUUCCCCUCCUUUCCAUGCUAAGUUUUAAUCUCAUUUUUCCUGUUUUAUUAACAGGGAUAAUUAUGAAUAAUUAUCCUGCUUUUAUACCUCUUAUCCCUUAUUUUAGGGGGGUCUUCCUGCUGUUUUCCCAGCGUUCUCCUGAGAACAUCCAGCCCAAAAACUGGGAAUAAAGCCUGAAAUCUCCCUGGGCAGAAAAAAAAAAAAAAAAGAGAAUUAAAGCUCCAUCCCUGGAAUCUGUCUGGAAGCCACAGGGCCUGGAAGCUCCAGCCAGGAACAGGAAUCUUGUGUCAGAAUUGAGGGAAAAGGAGCCAAGUUGGCAGAGGGAAGGGACUUUGUGUCUCUUGGUUGAUCCUGAGGUCGCUGUCACCCCCCUGGGGGGUUCCAUCAGCUCCAUUUACCCUCAGGAGGGAGGUCUGGCCCUCCAGGAGUUUUUCUCUGCAUCACCAAAGUCUUUUAGCCAAAAUUUAAAAUGAUUAUUAUUAUUUUUAAAGGAGUUUUUUUAAAGCUGUGGAUGCUCCCAGCGGUUUUCUUGUUCCCUGGGGCUCCAGCCAGCGUUAAAAUGGGGCAAAAUGGGUUGAAACAGCAAAAAAAAAAUGACCCAAAAUUGAGUCUCUGCUGUGGAGGUGCAAGUGAAUAAAACUCCUGAGGGAUAAUGGGGUGUGAAGCAAAGCAGGCAGAAAAUUCCCAAUCCAGGAAAAGUGAAGGAUUCAGCAGUUCAGGAUGAAGUUGUUUAUAACGAAAUAAACCCCCUGAGAUUCUGGUUUGGUGGUUCAGGGUGUUCAUCCCACCCCCAAGCAAGGGGAGAAACCUAAAAAAGACAUAAAUUAAAUAUUUUGGGGUUUUUCGGGUCGUUCAGACAUUCCCUGUAGCAGCCAGGGCAGGGGGAUGGGAUCCAAACCCCUCAUUUUUGGGGUCCUGGCAGAAUAAAGAACACCGAGAGCUGCUGCAGCUUUUUUCCUUCAAAUUCCUAAGAAAUUUGGGGAUUUGGGGAAGCUGAAGGAAAAUCUCAUUUCUUCCUGGGACAAAUCUCUUUUUUACCUCAAUUUUUCAGUUCUUCACAGGAAGUUUUGCCACAGAAGCAUCCCCAGAGAGAUUCAAAUAUUAAUAAAAGCUCCCAACUUUGCCUGGGAACACCCUCAGAGGGUUUAUUGGGAGAUAAAUCAAUUAAUAUCAGGAGACAAAUCAAUUACAUUCCCUCAAACUUUGCUGUUUUCACCCUGCCUUUGCUUUUCCAGCUUCAUGUUAAAGUGAAUUUUAAAUAUCAUCCUCUGGGGCUUCUGGAAGGGUCACCAGGAGGUUUUUAUGCUGGAAUCCCUCCUAAAAAGAGCUGACAAUUGGGGUUUAUUAUCCACCAAAACUGCUGGAAAAUCCACCCAAAAAGCUGCUGAUUCAUCCCAAAAAUGCAGGGUUUUGGUGCAGGACAGAGCUGAAAUUCAUCCCUGAAUUAAUUUUCAGGAUAUCAGAGUGACCUUUCGGUGCUUUAUGGCCGCUGUUAAAUCCUGUCCUCUGUUAUCCCCAAAUCCCUGGGAUCCCUGAUCCUGUUAUUCCCAACAUUUUCUGGCUCUGGAGGGCCCAGCCCAGCCCUUCCCAGUUGGAAUCUGCAGGGAAUUCUUUAUUUCCUUCCCACAGGAGAAGCUGCCCCCAUAUUCCAGGCCCAUCCAGGGCCCUUCCCAAACAAAUCCCAGGCCCUGAGCUCCCAAUCCCAGGCAUUCCCUGGAUAUUUUCCCUUGGAGCUGCCAGGUUUUGAGGUUUUUUGAGUUCUCUUCGAGUUUCAUGUUCUGUAAACGCUUCCAAUGCCACACUCCAGACUGACUCCAGGGGUAUUUAUGUUGGAUUAGCAGAAUAUUCCCUGUUUUUCCUCACUCCAGAGGAAAGAGCCCGGCUCAUGUCAACUCCCCUUGAGUGGCAGCCUGUUAAACCACCAAAAAAUAGGAUUAUUUGUCAUUUAAAACUCCUGUUAUAAAUAGGAACAGGUUACAAAUCACUCCUCAAACAGAGGGAAAAAACCUUUCCAAGCCUCUCCUCUGGGAGAAGGGAGCAGCAGAAUUCCAGGGAAACGCUCCAGCUCCAAGGAAACCUCGAGGGGAAUUUCAAAACUCUCCAGAAUUGGUGAAAAAAGCCAAAUGAGCCCUUUAAGAUAGUUGGAUAUUAUGAUAAUGAGGAUUUAAUACAUUCUUUGUGAAGGGCAGUUUCCAAGAGGGAGAUCCAGGCUCCAAGGAAAAUCAGGGAGCUGCUGACCCUAUGAAAACGUGGAAUUUUUAUGGCUUUGUGACUCUUUUUGAUGUAAAUAAAGCAUUACAUUCCCAUUUAUUCCAGAGCUGAUUCUCACUCAGGAAUUCCAUUGAAUGCUCAGAUGAAGCUGAGGGAUCAAUGAGGGAGAAAUCCCAUGGACUGGGGGUUCAGAUGUCCCAAAUUUCCUGCGGAAAUUCGUGAAUCCCCUAAAAAACACCCAGUGGUGAAGGGAUCAAUAGGUAUUGAUAUGAAUAAUAUUGAUUAUUGGAGCUCUGUGGGGAGGAGGAGUUGUGUCUGCUGCUUUUUAAGGUAACUACGCUGAUUUUUUUUAACGUCUGGUGGGAAAAAAAGGGAAUUUUGGUGCCCUACAACCUCAAUCCCAGGCUUGGAAGGGAUUUAAUAGUUUUAUUUUCUUGUUUUACCAGCAAUUCCCAUCCAUAUUUGAGAUAAAAACCAAGAGCAUCAUGUGCAGAACAACAUCUUGUAUUCCCCUAAAACGUUCCCGUGGAUCUUGGGGCUUUUCAAGUGGGAAUUUCAGACCUCGUUCGAGGCAUUUGCUGCUUUGUUUUUAGAGCUGCUCUGUCCUUCGGGCUUGGGGGGUUUUUUUUAGCAGUGAAAAUUCGUGUUCACAGCUUGUUUGGAGUAAACAUUUGUGAGUUUAUUUAUUCA
Corvus hawaiiensis (hawaiian crow) is the source of this 7680-nucleotide messenger RNA. It is a transcript of the gene C1QTNF12, whose product is annotated as C1q and TNF related 12. Gene Ontology annotation, biological process: negative regulation of gluconeogenesis; positive regulation of insulin receptor signaling pathway; positive regulation of D-glucose import across plasma membrane. The transcript has 8 exons. The record is from RefSeq and is a predicted model, not a curated record. NCBI's taxonomy places the organism in Eukaryota, Metazoa, Chordata, Aves, Passeriformes, Corvidae. Gene Ontology annotation, molecular function: hormone activity. The coding region runs from base 1256 to 2218 and encodes 320 amino acids.